Eupeodes corollae is the source of this 2455-nucleotide messenger RNA. RefSeq names its product threonine--tRNA ligase 1, cytoplasmic (gene ThrRS). Gene Ontology annotation, cellular component: cytoplasm. Gene Ontology annotation, biological process: threonyl-tRNA aminoacylation. The transcript is spliced from 2 exons. Lineage: Eukaryota; Metazoa; Arthropoda; Insecta; Diptera; Syrphidae. The record is from RefSeq and is a predicted model, not a curated record. Bases 107 to 2326 code for a protein of 739 amino acids. Gene Ontology annotation, molecular function: threonine-tRNA ligase activity; ATP binding.
AAGAUUUUCGCCGACGUCAUAUAAGUUUUUUCAGAAGAAGAAAAUUGCACUUAUUUUUGCGUUUUGUAUUUUGUUUUAAAGUUGUGCAUAACAUUAUGAUGUAGUUAUGAGUAUUUUGGUUCAAGUUAUUCGUCUCGCUAAACUCGAUCCUCUCCCGGUGGUGCUCAGUCAAAAAAGACAAAGGUUCUUCAACCAGUGGAGGUCGUCUUUCAAAUCAUAUGCAACUUGGGCAACAAAAAUGAAAAAGGAGAAACAAAAGAACGCCGCUGCAGCUGGUGGUGGAGACUCUUCGAAGAAAGUCAAGGAGCUCAAUCCAUGGCCGGCAUAUAUUGAGGAGAGAAAUGUACUGUGGGAAAAGUGCAAGAAAGAGUACGCCGAUGAGCUUGCGGCCAAACCCAGAAUUCCAAUCAAGGUAACCCUUCCCGAUGGCAAAGAAGUCGAUGCCAAGGCAUGGGAAACUUCACCCUACGAGGUAGCCAAGGGUAUCUCCCAGGGUCUAGCUGACAACACAGUGAUUGCGAAGGUAAAUGGCGUCCUUUGGGAUCUGGACCGUGUGUUGGAGGGAGACUGCACAUUGCAAUUGCUUAAAUUCGACGAUCCAGAGGCUCAGGCUGUCUUCUGGCACAGCUCGGCACAUAUGGUCGGCGAGGCCAUGGAGCGAGUCUAUGGUGGACAUCUGUGCUACGGACCUCCAAUUGCAGAUGGUUUCUACUACGACAUGUUCAUCGAAGGCGAUGGCAUCUCCACCAACGACUACCCAGUCAUGGAGAAUAUUGUGAAACAGAUUGCCAAGGAGAAGCAACCUUUCGAGCGUCUUGAGAUGAAGAAGUCCGAUCUGCUGGAGAUGUUCAAGUACAACGAGUUCAAGGUGCGCAUCCUAAACGAGAAGGUGGACACAGAGACUACAACAGUAUACAAGUGCGGGCCACUUAUUGACUUGUGUCGAGGCCCACACGUCCGCCACACAGGCAAGGUAAAGGCAUUGAAGAUCACCAAAAACUCUUCGACCUAUUGGGAAGGCAAGGCUGAUGCAGAGACUCUGCAGCGAGUGUACGGCAUUUCGUUCCCAGACACAAAACAACUCAAGGAGUGGGAGAAACUUCAGGAGGAGGCAGCCAAGCGGGACCAUAGGAAAAUCGGUCGCGAGCAGGAGUUGUUCUUCUUCCAUGAACUCUCGCCAGGGUCGUGCUUUUUCCAGCCACGUGGGGCCCACAUCUACAAUACUCUGAUGAACCUCAUGAAGAGCGAGUAUAGGAAGCGUGGCUUCCAAGAGGUGAUCUCUCCAAACAUCUACAACUCAAAGCUUUGGCAAGUCUCUGGCCAUUGGCAGCACUACGCUGAGAAUAUGUUCUCCUUCGAAUCGGAGAAGGAAACAUUCGCACUGAAGCCGAUGAACUGUCCCGGGCAUUGUUUGAUUUUCGACACCAGGAAUCGUUCGUGGAGGGAGUUGCCUCUUCGUAUGGCUGACUUCGGUGUACUUCAUCGAAAUGAGUUGUCUGGAGCUUUGACUGGGUUGACUCGAGUGCGUCGUUUCCAACAGGAUGAUGCGCAUAUUUUCUGUGCUCCUGAACAGAUCAAGAGCGAAAUGAAGGGAGCACUGGAUUUCCUUCGCAGCAUUUAUACAAUCUUUGGAUUCUCCUUCAAUCUGGUGUUGUCCACACGCCCAGAGAAGUACCUGGGAGAGUUGGAAGUGUGGAAUGAAGCUGAAAAGGCUUUGGCUGAAUCCUUAGAUGAAUUCGGUCUGCCCUGGAAAGAGAAUCCCGGCGAUGGAGCUUUCUACGGACCAAAGAUUGAUAUUACCAUUCAUGAUGCUCUGAAGAGAUCCCAUCAAUGCGCCACCAUUCAAUUAGAUUUCCAGCUGCCCAUUCGAUUCAACUUGAACUACGUUUCCGAAUCUGGCGAGAAGAAGCGUCCAGUUAUCAUUCAUCGAGCCAUUCUCGGUUCCGUCGAGCGUAUGAUUGCCAUUCUCACAGAGAGUUACGCCGGUAAAUGGCCCUUCUGGCUGUCACCCCGACAAGUGAUGGUCGUUCCAGUUGGACCACAAUUCGAUGAAUAUGCUCAAUCGGUAAAGGAUCAACUCCACAAUGCUGGAUUUAUGGCCGAAGCAGAUCUCGAUGCUGGAGAUACCAUGAACAAGAAGAUUCGUAAUGCUCAGUUGGCUCAAUUCAAUUUUAUUCUAGUUGUUGGUGAGAAGGAACGUUCCUCGGGCACUGCCAAUGUCCGUACUCGAGAUAACAAAGUUCACGGUGAACUGUCCAUUGCCGAUUUGAUUGUCAAACUAAAUAAGAUCCGAGAUGAAUUUAUCUUGAAUGAGGAUAACUUUUAAAUAAAUAAAACCAGAACAUUGUUACACAAAACACACAUAAUAAUUAUAUUUAUGGAAAUGAAAUAUUAUUAAUAAAUUAUUUGUCAAGCUUCUCUUUUUGGCCAAUUGAUGGCUAAAUAAUAUUGGAAA